UGUCGGGUUUACGGUCCAAGGAAGGAGUACGCCGACUCACCCGAAUCCAGUCGAGCCGAGGGAUCGUAGAGCGUCGGGCGCGAGGACGCCAGGCAGCAGUUCGGAAGGCAUCUUUGUAUCUUGUUGUUUGGAACCGCGAGCUAGCUUCGUCCUCCCUCUAACCGAGGGUGAGAUCGAUUUUUAGUUUCUACCUAUACCGCCGCGGAAUAUGGCUCAGCAUGGACACCAUGUAGCCAGUUCCCAGAAAGCGCUCAUGCUAGAGAUGAAAAGUCUCCAAGAUGAGCCGGUGGAAGGCUUCAAGAUAACUUUAGUGGACGAGUCGGACAUGUACAACUGGGAGGUAGCGAUAUUCGGACCCCCGAACACGCACUACGAAGGGGGCUAUUUUAAGGCUCGGAUCAAAUUCCCCAUCGACUACCCUUACUCACCACCUGCCUUUCGCUUCCUCACCAAAAUGUGGCACCCUAAUAUCUAUGAGAACGGGGAUGUGUGCAUCUCCAUCCUGCAUCCUCCAGUGGAUGACCCACAGAGCGGAGAGCUGCCAUCAGAGAGAUGGAACCCCACACAGAACGUCAGGACCAUCCUGCUGAGUGUGAUCUCUCUGCUCAAUGAGCCCAACACCUUCUCCCCGGCCAAUGUGGACGCCUCUGUCAUGUACCGCAAGUGGAGAGACAGCAAGGGCAAGGACAGAGAGUACGCCGAGAUCAUCAGGAAACAGGUGCUGGCCACCAAAGCCGACGCAGAGAGGGAUGGCGUCAAGGUCCCGACCACACUGGCUGAGUACUGUGUGCGCACUUGUGCGCCACCCACCGACGACGGCUCCAACCUCUUCUACGACGAUUACUAUGACGACGAGGAUCUGGAGGAGGCCAAUGACAAGGACAACGACGACGAGGACUGCUGCUAUGACGACGAUGACUCGGGCACCGAGGACUCCUGACCUCACCUCCCUGCGACACGCCGCCCCUGCGCCCCCUCCAACGGCCCUUUUCUCCUCUUGCUCCUCCUCCCUCUGCCUGGAACUGAACUUUAUUCCCCCACCCCUUUCCCAAAUCCCCCACCACCACCCGUGUCCUCACUUAGCACAGCCCCCCCCCUCCCCAUCACAUGUGCAGCCAUGACCUUCUGAUCUGCACACUAAAACUUCAUUUAAAGCUGCAUUUAGGAAAAGCAAGCUACAGAGUCGCUGUUUUCAUUUUGUUCUUUUGUGUUUUUGGUGUUUACCUGUCUUCUUUUUCUUCUUUGUUCAGUGAGUAGAGGUUACACGCGAUCCCCGUCCUGCACACGGUGGUUUUUAAACAAACAUGAAUGGGUUUUCUUGUCUGAGGCCCCCCUCCCCCCUCGCUUUUAUUUCCACUUGUCUGCACCAAUGUUGAAGAAUUGGAUCAGAUUCCCUGAAAGCGUUAAUAAGCCUUAAGGCCGUCUUUCACCCACUCGCAGUUAAGCAAAGAUUUUCUGGGGAACAACCCCGUUCCAAAAUAGUGGUUGAAGCCCCCCUUUUUUUUUCUUUUUUUGGGUUACCCCACCUUGGAUGAAUAGGUCAUUAUAAAACAAUGAGAGAGGAAAAGAAUCUUAUUUAGAAGAGCGGGGGGGGGGGAUUUUGUGUAUGUGUGCACAUUUGAAUGCUGAGUCACUUUUAUGAACACAUCCACCACUUGGCUCCGUGUGCACGUGGGUGUGUGCAUGGGUGUGUGUUUGUUUGAGAACUCUGGCUUGCAGGCCAUUUGAAGCCCUGCCACGCUGCACCUCUGAGCUUCGAGCCCUGUGGCUGGCGCUCCGAACCAGGACAUGUUCCAUUUCAAAACACGUUGUUCACUCCCGACACGUCUCGCCCCAUUCCCUUUCACAGUCCCUCGUUGGAUAGACCAGCGGAGUCCACAGCAAGGCCCCUUACCUGCAAACCACAUGUCUGCCAGCCGGUAGAGAUACCAAACACCACCACCUCCGCUUACUGAAGGAGGAAUUCAAGGCAACAGAGAGUCAGGCGGGGGCUUACUUUUACAUUCCUCAUCAUUACCUUCAUCCUCACCAUUGCGACCUUGUCGCUGGUCACCCUGUCUGAUCCAUAAAGUUGUGAUGUGACGGGCCGGAGGUAAGGUUCAAACAUCGAAAUUGGCGAACGCUGCAAGUUUUUUAUAGGCACAGCCCACCAAAUGCGUGUCUCACUCUUAUCAAAACCGCCAAGACAGCCUUGAAUAUGCAAGCAGACACUAGCAGUAACCUGCACGCAAACGGAAACGUAUCGAGGCGAGGCAACUGCGGACGCCAUGCGGUGUGCUGUAUCUGAGACCUGCGCAGUCAGCACUCGCAAACCCAUUUAAUAUGCAAGGCUUGGAAAGCUUGGGUAAUCCUGAGCCCUGAGCCUUUUCCAGUGGCUCAGAUAACAAGGGCCAGCCAAGCCAGCUCUCUCAAGUCCAACGUGGUACCCAGUGAAUUUUGAGAGUGGUGGACUCGAACAGUAUUCCUGGGUAGACAUGGACUGGGCAGGCCUGGUCUGUGUUGUAUCAGACUGGGUACUUAUUUAGGGAGGGUGUGUGUGUGUGAGAGAGAGAGAGAGAGAGAUCUUACUAUACGAAUCAGAAGACGCCCUCUGAUGGUUGCUUUGUGCACAGGUAGUUAACACCCCCCCCCCCAGUCCCUUGCUUGGGUGGCGGCCAUCUUGUGUAACCUGUGAACACUCAUCUGUUGCAUCAUAUGAGCUCAGAUAACUGUUUAAAUAAUUGAGAAGACUUGCGUGCAACCUGAUGAAAAGAACCGGAUCAGUUUUUUGAUAGGGUGUCACGGUCAGGAUAAUGUCAGGACCCCCAGGAAACACCCCCUUCCUCAAUACCCAUAACUCCUGGCAGCAGCGCUGAGAAGUACUCUCACCACCGCUCAGUUCUACACAGUUACCGUGAGUCACGACCGCUCAGCGGUAUUUUCAAACAAAGUUCUCGACGUUUCCUUAACUCUUCUUCAGUCGUGUGCAUGUGAGUCUUCACAGUUGAUGAAAACACAUUGCCUUUUUUUUUUACUGAAUGAAGUAGAAGGAUUUGUGAAAUAGGGUUGAUCGUUGACCCUUAAGCAUGGACAGGAGACUGCAGUCCAUUACUAGCUUGCCAAUAAUGGCGUCUGCUUGGUUUCGAUCUGGUGUCGGGGUUGGAAAUUGUUCCAGCGGACACUAAUCAUCCGACGUUAUCUCUCCUGCUGUGCUAUGACUGGUAUGAGGGCUCUAACCUCCUCAUUUCUGCAUUCUUUUAGUUCUGGUGUAACCUCUUUAUUCACAGGUUGAGGUGUGAGCGUCCUAGCCCUGUAUCAGCGCUCCGGUUCUUGACUCAGUUUUUGUUAAGCCUCGAGAGCAGGGAACAUUUGCAGAAGAACGAGCGCACCAGCUGAUGAUCUCAAAAGAAAAGGAUGAAGAUUGUGUCGCUCCAGCACAGCACACAGUGCGACUCUGCCAGCCGUUUUUACUCGGUCUUGAAUGUCCAUCCAUGAUCCGUUGUGACCAGUUCACCUGUUCUCCAUCAGGUUGUCCACCUGUAUGACUUUUUGCCUUCUGAAUUGGUGUUUCGGUGAAUGGGAUUCAGUUUUUGUCAAGCCUGCUGUUGUUGUUGUUUUUUUUCUUGUGUCAUCCACAACCUCCACCAUACUGAGCUCAGAUCCCAGGACCUUACUAUGGAAACAACAACAAGCACCUCAGGAAAACAAACCAACAACCAACAGACAAAACCUUCUUUUCUGCUUCCAACUGAGUGAGCCUUCUCCGAGAGAACCAGAGCCCCUAACCAGCCCGUCUCCAGCACCCCAACCAGCCCGUCUCCAGCACCUCUAACCAACCCGUCUCCAGUACCCCUAACCAGCCCGUCUCCAGCACCCCUAACCAGCUCGUCUCCAGCACCCCUAACCAGCCCGUCUCCAGCACCCCUAACCAGCUUGUCUCCAGCACCCCAACCAGCUCGUCUCCAGCACCCCUAACCAGCCCGUCUCCAGCACCCAAACCAGCCCGUCUCCAGCACCCAAACCAGCCCGUCUCCAGUACCCCUAACCAGCCCGUCUCCAGUACCCCUAACCAGCUCGUCUCCAGCACCCCAACCAGCCCGUCUCCACUACCCCUAACCAGCCCGUCUCCAGCACCCUAACCAGCCCAUCUCCAGCAACCUCUCUCCCUUUGGCUUCAGAGGACUGUUUACAAUCUCUACCUUCAUAUGCACAUGUGGAUAUUUUGACGAUCACUUGAUUUGUUUUUCUUUGUAUUUUCUUUUUUUCUUAUGGUUUGUACAAUCUAUUUAAAACCUUAAAAUAAAGAUCUUU
Molecule: messenger RNA, 4290 nt
Organism: Lampris incognitus (smalleye Pacific opah)
Lineage: Eukaryota; Metazoa; Chordata; Actinopteri; Lampriformes; Lampridae
Product: ubiquitin-conjugating enzyme E2 R1-like
Exons: 5
Coding region: 209-940 (243 amino acids)
Biological process (GO): ubiquitin-dependent protein catabolic process; protein polyubiquitination
Molecular function (GO): ubiquitin conjugating enzyme activity
Source: RefSeq, a predicted model, not a curated record